Drosophila navojoa is the source of this 1998-nucleotide messenger RNA. It is a transcript of the gene Gr23a, whose product is annotated as Gustatory receptor 23a. The record is from RefSeq and is a predicted model, not a curated record. Gene Ontology annotation, biological process: male courtship behavior; chemosensory behavior; sensory perception of taste. Gene Ontology annotation, cellular component: axon; neuronal cell body; membrane. Lineage: Eukaryota; Metazoa; Arthropoda; Insecta; Diptera; Drosophilidae.
AUGAAUUCGCUAGAGGCUCUCUUCACUCGCUGUCUGCAGGGCAUCUAUUGGUGGAUGGGUCUGGUGCCGUUGCCACCAGUGUCUCCACUUUGGAGGAUGCUGCUAGCCAUGCUUAUUCGCCUCAUUUGGGUGUCCUAUUUCUUGUGGAUGUUGUGGACCGGCAUCUCUUAUGUGUUGGUGGAUAGGAGCAUGAGCGUCAGCUAUCUCACCGGAUCAGUUCUAUUCAUUGGCUACUCGAUGCUGGGUCUGCUCAUCCAGGCCCAGACCAUACUAAAGCAGCGAUCGUAUGCGCGCCUGGAGGAUUAUCGCAUUCAGCUGGAGCUGCAGAUGAACAGGCUGAGCAGCUCGCACUACGGCCACCGGUCCGGACGCUUGCUGUUCCUACUAGGCGCACAUUUGGCCAGUGAUAUUGUGAAGUCCUGGGCCAAUUCCAAAUACAGCAUAUCUCCGGUGCACAUCGUCUCCCUGAUGCAGAAGUGGCAGGUGCGCUUCCACAUCAUCCAGCUGAUCCGGCAGAUCAUGGAGCUGAAUCAGCGCGCCGUGCAGCUGCGACACUCGCUGCUGCGCCUGGCCGCCGGCAACGACCUCUGGCUGCCCUACAGCCUCUCCGACUUUAAGCACCUGCAGACGCUGCGGCUCAGCUACGGGCGCAUUUACGAGUGCCACGAGCUCUUCAACGACUGCUACGGCUGGGGCCUGCUCUGCCUGCAGCUCUUGUGCAGCUUUGAGUUCGUGGCCAAUGCCUACUGGUUCAUCACAGAGGCCUACGACUCCCAGCGGCUCUACAUAUUCAUCUUCAAUGGCAACACCUGCUUCACCAUCGGCUCCCUCGUCACAGCGCUGUUCUGGUACGGCGACGCAAGUGCCAAUAAUACCAUCCACUCCUUAGUCCAGCUGCAGCCCUCGACUGCCUCGGUUAUGAUGGGACGAGCCGCUUUUCACCUGGUGCUGUGCUGCAUGGGCGUGCGAUGCAAUUCGCGGCUGCAUCGCUUGCAGCUCUUGCCUUUCGGCUUGUGGCUCUGCUGGCUUAUUGCGGUCUGGACUGGAGUACCGCGCUACAUCUUGGCGAUUCCGUACUGCAGUCUCGACUGUCUGAUAAUAAUGACCAUGUUCGUAAUGCUGAGCUCAGCGCAUGGCUUCGUCCUGCUGGACACCCUUCUCAAGCGUCGCACGCAUCGGCAGCUGGAGCUGCAGUUGGCCGUGAAUCAGUUCACGGACCGAAAAGUACAAACUGAGCUGAUCUGUGUCUUUUGUGUCUUUCUCUUGGCUGCACUGCAAAGCCUAAUCGUUUGGUUCCGGCUCAACACCAAGUGGGAGUGGUACACGCCCAUCUUCUGGCUAAGCGCGCCGAGUGCCUGGGUGGUGCAGCUGAAGAUGAUUGCGUUCCUCUCUGAGGUUCUGGCGGCCAAUGAGCGGGUGCUGGGCAUGCGACGCAGCCUGAAGCAGCUGGCGGCACAAAGCACUCGCUCCAGGCAGCUCCCCGACGUGGAGCAGCUGGUGCGCCUCAAAGAUCAAUACAGACAGCUGCAUCUGCUCUUUGUGCAGCUCAACGCAGCCUACGGCCUGAGCAUGCUCAUCGUGUUCAUAGUCCUGUGCUUUGACUUUGUGUUCAGCGCCUAUUGGCUGGCCAAGACCACACUGAUCCGGUCGCAGAGCGGAGUCCAUCUGUUCCCUUCCCUGGGCUUCAUGAUCAACGUGGGCCUCCUGCUCACGGUCACCUGUUGGCACUGCCAGCAAAGCUUUAAUCACAGUCGUCAAAUUGGCUGUUUGAUUCCCAAGCUGGUGAAGCCUUUGGGCAGCAAGCGCUACAAUGAUUUGGUCAGCGAAUUCCUGCUGCAGACGCUGCAUCAACGCUUUGUGGUGACGGCCAAGGACUUCUUCAGUCUCAAUCUGCAUCUAUUGAGUAGCAUGUUUGGCGCUGUGGUUACCUAUCUGGUCAUACUCAUUCAGUUUAUGUUCGCCGAGAAGAGUGCCCAAGCUGCGGCUAGGCCGAAGUGA